GGGAAUAAGUUUUGAUUUGGACCGGAGCCCUCGAGUAACUACAUGGAAGAACUACAUAGGCAUGUCGGUUUAAUACAUUGUAAAUCGAUACAUUUAUUGACAACUAAGCACCAAAAAUCGCGUCUCUGUCGCUCUGACUAAUGGAUUCGAAUUGUGCGCCAAGAACUUCCGGUGAACUAUCUGAAGUAUACGCGAGUCACGUGACGGGCAAACAUUUUUGACUUUCGCUGUCACGACUCUCAUUCGACGGCGCUGAUUUGGACAGGUGGCUCACCCUGCAGCAGUCAGGGCCUCCGGUGGCUUCACCGAGUGACUCGUCGCUUCCCUCCUGAAGAUGACUGACAGCCAUAUUCAUACCAAAGGCAGAUGCGUGUUGCAAGUGAAUGAAGAUGACUGACUUCCGCUGCCUAUAAGAUCUGUGCAAAGUCCAGGAGAUGUACAGUAAGAGAGGCCCUUCUCUAACAGACAGACGCACCAUGAGGCACGGAGGAGCAGAUUCCCCGAGCAGAUACGCCGCUGCAGAUCGAGGCGUGAGGCUCUACAGUUCCCUGCCCAUGCGCCCAAACCCUGACGGCAAGAGACUGCCCUCUACUGGGUUUGAUGGUGACAACAUGUACAUGAAUGAGAACAACCACGAGUUCCUCUCCCCAAACCAGAGCUACACAGGUCAGACUGGUGGCAGCGGCGGCGGCGGCGGAGGAAGCGGAGGUGGCGGCGGCAACAACAGUGGAAAUGGAGCCGGGGAUGAGGACUACGAGAUCCCCCCCAUCACUCCGCCGAACCACCCCGAGCCCCAUCUCCUGCACCUGAUGGAGCACGACUCUGCCGGCUACCUCUGCCACUCGCUGCAACACAACGGGCUCAUCAACCCGUAUUCCUACCCAGAGCUGCCCACACUCAUGAUGUCCAACAUGCUGGCGCAGGACGGCCACCUCGUUUCCAGCCAAAUGCCCUCGAUGCAGGAGAUGGCUUUGCACCACCACCACCACCACCAACACCACCAACACCACCAACACCACCAACACCACCACCACCAGCACCCCGACGGCGCUCAUUACGACCCUGCCCAUAACCACCCCCUGUUAAACCGCGCCCCCGCGAUACUGUCCAACCCCAUGAGAGCACUGUCCCAGCUAAACUCUCAGGUCAGCCGGAGCGCACUGCCUCACGGCUCCCCCUCACCUCCCGGAAGUAAAUCGGCCACACCCUCCCCCUCGAGCUCCAAUCAGGAAGAGGAGACUGAUCCUCAUGUGAAGAUCACGGGCGAGAAGCGGCCAUCUUCAGAGAUGAUGAAGCCCAAGCCCAAGCCCCAAAAGAAGAAGAAGAAGAAGGACCCCAAUGAGCCCACGAAGCCCGUGUCGGCCUACGCCUUGUUCUUCAGAGACACCCAGGCCGCCAUCAAGGGACAGAAUCCCAAUGCCACCUUCGGCGAUGUGUCCAAGAUAGUCGCCUCCAUGUGGGACGGACUGGGAGAGGAGCAGAAACAGAACUACAAGAGGAAAACAGAGGCUGCGAAGAAGGAGUACCUGAAAGCCCUGGCCGCCUACAGAGCCAGCCUGGUUUCCAAGACAUAUAACGACCCGGUGGAGGCGAAGAGUGCCCAAACCAGCCAGGCUUCUCCACACAUGAUGCCAGCCAACGCGCCCCUGUACAGCGUGCCACCUCCCCCGCAGUCGUCGUCACCCUACCUGGGGCCGGGCGCCUUCCCGCUCACCGACCUGCAGAGCUACGCGGGACACGCCCCCCGCCACGCCCUGUCGCAGACGCUCAGCCAAUCGCAGAUGCUGCCCAGCAUUAGUGCCUCUCCCCCUUCCUCCUUCCAGAUCAGCCCCCCGCUCCACCCCCACCAGCAGCUCUCCCUGCACCAGAGCUCGCUCCUCAACCAGCCCAUCCGCAUGCAGCAGGUCCAGUCCCACCAGAUGGGGCUGCAGGCCUCUCUCCACUCCCCACCUCCUGGGCAGCAGGGUUUCUCCCACCUCCAGUCAGAGUAUCAGAAGAGUAUUGGGGGUUCCCAGUCUCCAGGAGCCCCUGGCCCUGGUCCAGGCCCCGGAGUGGCUCAGGGCCACGACUGGGACAGUGAAUACUGCAAUCGGGAGUGUGGCAACCACUGCAGUGGCAGCAUGAUAGGCAGGGACAAGCCACUCUACCUCACCUGAAAACUGAAGAUCUCUGUCAACAAAUACGACACAGAGGAGUCUACUCUAACCCCACCACCACCACCCCCCCUCACCCCCUUGCCCCCUUAACCCUCUUCUGAUGCACACACAUCCAUACAUCCAUACAGUGCACACUUAGAUACAAUAACAUGCUAUUACAUACAAGCACACACACACACACACACACACACACACAUUCUGCCUCCCAAACACCAUCAUCACCACCAACACCUUUUUUCUUUUUGUCAAUGUAACUAUAAUUUGAUUUUCUCAGUUUCUAGAAGAAUUUGUGAGCAGAGUUUUUUGACUAGAUGACUACUGUCUGUACCACUUAAUGUAUUAGCAGUCCUCUUGCUGUUUAAAUUUGCCAAGCACUUAUUAAAGCCCCCCCCCCCCCCCCUCCUCUCCGAGUGGUGCGUCUGUGCCCGCUCUCCGAUACAGGCCGGGGCCGCUGAGCACUCCUCCUCCAUGUCAUCGUCAGAGUCCCCUCAGGGACCCCAUCCAGCUUUAAUUAGAAUGAGAAGGAAUGAAAAAGAAAAGAAACGUACUCCCCCUCUUCUUUAAUCAUUUUUAAUUUCCUUUUGUAUUUUUUACCCCCCUUUUUGUUGUUGUCAUUGUUGUUGUUGCUGUUGUUGCCGUUUUAUUUAUUUCUGGCUUGCGAAAUUGCUCCUGUUUUUGUUUUUUUUUUGCCAAUAAGCGUUGGGCCCUGUACUGUAGAGAAAUAUUAACUUCUAGUAGGUUCAGCACGGGCCUUGAUGUUAUGGUAGCUUUGCUGGAGGGCCUGCAAAUUAAUACAAAGAAAAAAGCUUGGGUGGGGAAGAGAAACAAAACAAAAAGAAUCUUUUUUUAAUAUUAAAGACCUGUUUCGGUCUGCUGAGCUGUCACAGUGUGAUUGUAAAUAUCACUUUUAUGGGAUCAGAUUGGGAAUUGGAAGUCCAGAUAGAUUUGUUUCUUCUUUAAUAUUACAUGUGAGUCAUCGUGUGUGUGUGAGUGCGUGAGUGUGUGUGUGUGUGUGCGUGCGUGUGUGCGUGUGUGUGUGUGUGUGUGUGUGUGUGUGAGUGCGUGUGUGCGUGUGUGCGUGUGCGUGUGUGCGUGUGUGUGUGUGUGCGUGCGUGCGUGGACGUUAGAAUGUACCCCAUUCGUAACGCGUGCAGUUCGACUGUGCACGCGUGGACGUGCGCAGACACACAGACGUGCGCGAGUGUUUCAGUGUGUCGAGACUUUUCUCGUGAAUUUUAACAGCCGAGUGCAGCUGGAUUUCAGAGGAGUAUUUCACACCCUCGUUCUUGCAUUAAAUCUGUGCUCACUGGUGUGUUUUUUUCCAAUAAAGUUCAAUCUAAAACUGAAUAUACAAUAUGUGUCCUGCAGAUCAUUAAAUGGAAAGAGCCAGGUGAGAGAUAGGGAGGAAGGACCAUAGAACGAGAGACAGAGAGGGGAAGAAGGAGAAAAAACGCUGGGAGAUAAAAUGAGAUAUAAUGCUGCAGGUGAACAAAAAAGAAAAAAAGAUACUGCCUCAAAAUGCCCCCCCCCUCCUUCCCUCCCUCUUCUUAUUUUGUCGGACCAUAAUGUCAAUUUUGUCUCCUCGACAUGCAGAGGUGAAGUAAUGGAACAUGUGAAUGGAGCCAUCUCAUCCACAUUACAGUGAUUUUUUUUUUUUUUUUUAAAGAAUAAGUUUCUAGUCGGUGUUUGGUUGUGUUGAUCUAAUCUUUCUAACUUUCGUGUGAUUAACAGAAAUGCAUUUUGCUGACAAACACAUCUGUUUCUAUCUCUCUUUACUGUAGCAUCAUUUCAUUUUUAGUUGUUACAGAACUAUAAGAUUAUAAGUUGUGUAAAAAAAGAAGAAAAAAACCUGCCAAUUGUAGUUAUUUUAUUUGUAAAGCCAGUAAUGAUAAAUAUUUUAAAUGGUUAUCAAUAUAUUGUUUUUUCCUCGCUAGUUGCCCAUCAGCCAUUUGACAGGUUUUCUUAUUUAUGAAAAGAAAUUAGAUCACUUUUGCUUCUUACAAUGGAGGUGUAUUUUUAUUCUUAUUUUAUUGUUUUGUUUCCUUUUGGUUUGAUAAAAAAAAAAGAAAGAAAAGAUGAUGAUGACCACAGUAAUGAUUAUUCCUUUAUUUUUUACAGUUUGGGUGCUGCUCCUUUCUUUCCAUGCAGCAGCAUCUGUUUGUGUCACAAUGCUUCUUUAAUUUCAAACCUGCAUAAUAAAAAAAAAAGUGGAAAAAGUGAGAAAAAAUAAAA
Scophthalmus maximus (turbot) is the source of this 4388-nucleotide messenger RNA. It is a transcript of the gene tox2, whose product is annotated as TOX high mobility group box family member 2. The transcript has 11 exons. The record is from RefSeq and is a predicted model, not a curated record. Lineage: Eukaryota; Metazoa; Chordata; Actinopteri; Pleuronectiformes; Scophthalmidae. Gene Ontology annotation, cellular component: nucleus. Gene Ontology annotation, biological process: regulation of transcription by RNA polymerase II. Bases 435 to 2156 code for a protein of 573 amino acids. Gene Ontology annotation, molecular function: chromatin DNA binding.